UAUAAUUAAAGAAAUAAGAGUAAUGUUGCUUUUGGAAUAAUCCACCAAUUUUUCUAAAUGAAACACUAUCUACAGAUUUACAUCGAAGCGUUUCUUAUGAUAGUGAUUUUAAUCACUGUCAGAUAUCAUCUAUACUUGUCUCAUCUAUGCCUCGUCCAUACUGUGCCUCGACCCAACUGUGCUACCGUUAUUUUUAUACCUAUAACUAGCGGUAUUAUAUUAAAAGUCGCACCCCCACGAACCACAACUGAAUGUAAUUUAUCAUUUAUAUUUCUCAUGUAUAUAUAUUUAUAUGUCAUGGUAUUUAUACUUUUGUUUGUAAGUAACUACAUAUUAAAUCAAUGGUACAUAUUAGGGAAUUCAUAGGGUUUUUUAACUAACAGAACGUGUCAUAAUAUAACACAUCCAAGAGAAUGUUUACCCCUAUUAUAUUAUACCUGAAUUUAUCUGAUCAGAUCAAACAAAACUUAAAAGAAAAUAUUCUUAAAAUUUCUGGUUUUAAAUUUGAAAGGUUUUGUUAUUUCACCAUAUAAACCAAAAAUAUUAAAAAUAAACAUCAGUUUUUUAUUAGUUAUUUUAAUCGUUUGUAUUCUUUCGCGUGCGUUAUAAAAAAGCAAACAUACUGUGAAACUCAACGAAUUAAAUAAUGGAUACUCUUAAAAGAGGAAAAAGUAAUAUUAAUUAUAUGUUUAUUUACUGUUAUUUACUUACUAUUAUUUACUGUUCAGUUUUCACAAUGAUAUUAUGCGAAUUGGAUAAAUCUUAUUCAAUACAUUUUUUUUUUAUUUGAGUAAACAUUGAACUUAUUCUUUUUUUGGCUUUAAUAUCAUAAAUAGUAUUUAAUUUUAUAUUUCUUUUUCAGAGAUGGUUUUGAAAUAUUUUUGUAAAGCUAUUACCUUUGUAACAAAGAAAAAAAGCAGUCAUUCUAAUGUUGAAAUGUAUGAAGAUUCUCUCAUUCGUAGUAUUGAUCAACUGGCCAAUUUCACACAAUAUCAUUCAGAUAAUUCAUCAAAAUCAAAAGUCCCAGAAAAUAUUGCUACUUUAGUAAUGGAUGGAGAAUGUGGAAAUAAUAGUAUUUUGAAUGAGCAAAUAGAUUCAGUAAAACAGUAUCAGCUGAAAGAAAAUGAAAAGUUCGACAACAGCAAAACUAUGUUGAAAGAAACUCCUAAUAGUGUUUAGGUGCCUUCUACGAUGAAGACUUUAACAGCAAACAUAUAUAAUGGCGACAAUAAAAUAUUAAAACGGAAUACUGUCAAAUCGUAUUAAAUGACAGAAGAACAUAUGCCUAGUUUUUCUUUUUAUCUUGCCACCAGUCUCUAAAAACUUUAAAACUAUUAAAAUCAUCCAAAAAAAUCCACAAAUAGAGUUAACAGCGAUGGUAAAAAAUUCAAUCAGAAAUCUAUUUCAGAAGACAGAAGAAAGCAUUUCUACUUUUUUUUUUAUCCCACCACCACCCUAUAUCGGAAUAUUGAAAUGUUGAUUUUUCAAUAGGCUCAACUAGAUAUAAAAACGUUAAAAUCCAAGAAAACCUAUGCAAUGUCACAUAUGUAAUAUAAAAAAAGUAUAUAUUUGUGUUACCUAAAACUAAAAACCAAUUGUCUGUACUAAAAAAAUGCAUGUACAAAGAAGGCUCACAACUUUCUUGACUUGAUAGAUAUUUUUUUUAGUUACAAUUUUGUUACCUAUAGGUGUAACUUUAUUUUUUACACUUUUUAAAAAAGUGUAGAUAUAAUCAUAAAAGUUGGCAAUAACAAAGUUUUUACUCAUUAUGUAGCAAAAAAAAAGUAUAAUGGAACAGUAAUAUGAAAAUACAUUCUUCUCAUUGUGAGUGUCCUAUGCGACUUAAAAAAGUCAUAUGUUUAUACACCGCAUUUAUAUAAUAAUAAUAAUUUGAGUAUUUACUAUUUACUAAUUAUUUUGCAUAUGUGCAUUUUUUUAUAACAAAUUUUAAUUAUUUAUUACUUAUGGUUUUAUUAUUAUAAAUAAAUAAUUUAAAUAUUUGUUAAUUUUCUUUUACAA
Molecule: messenger RNA, 2019 nt
Organism: Daktulosphaira vitifoliae (grape phylloxera)
Lineage: Eukaryota; Metazoa; Arthropoda; Insecta; Hemiptera; Phylloxeridae
Exons: 5
Coding region: 865-1179 (104 amino acids)
Source: RefSeq, a predicted model, not a curated record